Cannabis sativa is the source of this 1947-nucleotide messenger RNA. Its product is annotated as kinesin-like protein KIN-1. The transcript has 16 exons. Gene Ontology annotation, biological process: microtubule-based movement. Lineage: Eukaryota; Viridiplantae; Streptophyta; Magnoliopsida; Rosales; Cannabaceae. The record is from RefSeq and is a predicted model, not a curated record. Gene Ontology annotation, molecular function: microtubule binding; microtubule motor activity; ATP binding. The coding region runs from base 61 to 1671 and encodes 536 amino acids.
GGCGCGUAAAUCAAGGUACUCUUCCUCUCUCUCUCCACUCCACUGUUUGGUUCACAGAAAAUGUAUGAGAAAAAUAGAAGAAAAUUUGUUUUCUUCUUGAUUGAUCAUCGUGAAUUUAGUUUUUGUCGCUUAAUAUUAUGUCAUUCAAAUAGUAAAUUAGAGAAUCUGUUCUUUUCAUCUUUGUUUCUCUCAGCAGCGGGAAGCGAAUCAGGACAGAAAAUGUCGAACAUAGCAGUUUGCGCUCGAUUCAGGCCUUUAAGCACAAAAGAGAGAAGAGAUGAUGGCGAUUCAAUCUGUAUUCAGUGCUUAGACUCGGACACUUUCACUUUCAAGGAUGAGAAAGAAGGAAAUUCAACAUUUACCUUCGAUAGGGUGUUCUAUGAGAAUUCUGAGCAAGCUCAGGUCUAUGAUUUUCUAGCGCUGCCUAUUGUUCAAGAUGCUGUUAAAUACACUAAUGGAACGAUUAUCACUUAUGGACAGACUGGAGCUGGGAAGACUUACAGCAUGGAGGGCCCUGGGAUACUAGAAUCCGAUGAUCAGAAAAAGGGGUUGCUUCCACGAGUAGUUGAUGGAAUUUUUGAAUGCAUAAAAUCUUCUAAGAAUGCAAAUAAGUACUCCGUCAAGUUGUCGAUGGUAGAGAUCUACAUGGAGAGAGUAAGGGACCUCUUUGAUUUAGCAAAGGACAACAUACAAAUCAUGGAGAAUAAAUCUCAAGGAAUUUUGUUGAAUGGCAUAACCGAAGUCUCCAUUAAAGACCCCGGGGAAGCAUUGCAAAGUCUAGCUAGUGGUAUAGCAAACAGAGCUGUGGGAGAGACUCAAAUGAACAUUACAAGCAGCAGAAGUCAUUGUGUUUACAUAUUCACUCUCCAGCAAGAAUUGAAGAAAGAUAAUCGGUCGAGAACUAGCAAGUUAGUUCUUGUGGACUUGGCAGGCUCAGAAAAAGUAGAAAAAUCUGGAGCUGAAGGAAGAGUCCUCGAAGAAGCCAAGAGUAUCAACAAGUCUUUAUCAGCCCUUGGAAAUGUGAUAAAUGCGCUGACAUCUGGUUCAUCUGUAAAAACAAAUCACAUUCCAUAUCGUGACUCCAAACUUACCCGGAUUCUACAAGAUGCCCUUGGUGGAAAUUCUCGAACUGCAUUACUAUGCUGUUGCUCACCAAGCCCCUCGAACGCACCAGAGAGUCUUUCCACACUUCGAUUUGGAGCAAGGGCAAGUCAUAUAAAGGCAUCACCGCGUGUAAAGUGCAAUGAAGACAAAUCUGCUAAAAAGCAUGGAACUCCUCCUUCUCCCGAUAAAGACGAGUCAUGUGAGAGAAUUCUAAACGAGUUGCAAAAGAGACUAGACGAGGAAGAUGUGAAUCUACUGGAGGAGUUGUUCAUAUUGGAGGGAAUUUUCUUUGAUCCUAAUUCAGAAGAGGAGUUAGAGCUUGCAUUGGAGGAUGUUACUUUAAAGACAAUUGUAUCGUUGAAACAAGCAGUGGAAGAGUUAGCAUGUGAAGUUAAAGAGCUUAAAAACGAAAACAAGGCUCUCAAGGACGAAAUAACGCGGGUUAAAGUAUCUGAUGCCAAAUUUGUAAAGACUGGAGAAGCUUCAAGUGUUGUGCCUAGGAUUUUGGGACUCUGCAGUUUCUUCUCUGUUUCCUGGUUCGAGUCAUUCUUACCUUUGUCCAGGUAAUGAAAUCAUAAAUUUCCAACAAGGUGACUGAAUUUCUGGGGUUAUAGCUUAUAUUUGUUCAUGAGACAAUUAGUAGAAUCCGUGAAUAAUUUGGUAUCAACUCGGUUCUUAUUGAAAAUCUAAAAAGCAUUAUUAAAAUAUAAUAAUUUUUUCUUCUCCAAAAAUGUGCAUAUACUAUCCUUCAAAAGUGCACAUGUAUAUUUGUCUAUUCGUAUAAAACAUUGGGGAUGAUACCCAAAAACACUUUUGUAUGUUAAUGCAUGAAUUUUGUCAUUA